Molecule: messenger RNA, 1485 nt
Organism: Micromonas commoda
Lineage: Eukaryota; Viridiplantae; Chlorophyta; Mamiellophyceae; Mamiellales; Mamiellaceae
Exons: 2
Coding region: 1-1485 (494 amino acids)
Source: RefSeq, a predicted model, not a curated record
AUGGCGACGCUCGCCGUCGCCGACGCCUGUCGCGCGCCGCCAAAGUGUCGCGGGAGACUGUUACGGAGCAUCCCGCGUCCAUGCGCCCGCCUCGGGAUACGUAUCAGAAACUCUCCGUCCCCGCCUUCCCUGCAGGAGGGCUCGACAAACAACCGUAACGGCACCGUCAGGUUCGACCCUCGGGUGAGGUUCAACCGGACCGCGGUCGUCGCUCGCGCGACGUUACUACUACCGACAGACACGUGGGAGAUAUGGGCAUGUCUCCUGGCCUCGGCCGCCACCGGCUACCAUCUCAACAAGACGCCCGUCGGAGGAGCACUGUCGGGGCCGGUCUGCGCGAUGCUCUGCGGCGCGCUGCUUGCGAACACCGGCAUUCUCCCUCCUCCGGGUCCCCACUUCACCGUCAUCCAGACCGGGGUGGUAAGCCUCGCGACGCCCCUCUUGCUCCUCGGCGCGGAUCUUCGCGUCGUGUUCACGCGGACGCGUCGUUUGGUGGGCGCGUUCGGCGUCGGCUCGAUGGCGACGGCAAUUGGCGCCGUGUGCGCAUUCGCCGCGCUGGAGUCGUCGACGCACUGCAUGACGGAGCUCGGCGUCAACGGCGACGGGUGGAAGGUGGCGGCGGCGCUGGCGGCCAAGAACAUCGGCGGCGGGAUCAACUACGUCGCGGUGGCGAACACGCUCGGCCUCUCCCCGGAGGCGCUGGCGGCGGGCAUCACGGCUGAUAACUUCUUCGCGCUCGUGUACUUCCCGGUCGUGUCGUGGCUCGGGGGCGAACCGAGGACGCACCCUAGGGACGGAACCGGCGGGCUGGUCACCGCGGGCGCGGUCAACGAGGAUGACGCGCCGCUCCCGUCCGCUCGCAGGGCGACUUGGAGAAGCGUGGACGAGGUGGACGAAAUCGAGACGUGGAUGACGUUCGACGAGGGAAAACGCGACGAACAAGCCGCAGAGACGAAUCCAAACGAUUCCAAACGAAUCCGGACGUCGCCAAAGGCGCCCGCACCGUCCGUCGGCGACAUGGCGACGGUGCUCGCGACGUCUUGCGCGGUGGUCGCCGCCGCGAGCAGGAUCGCCCCGCCGGAGCUCGGAAUUCUUCCCACGGAGACUCUCAUCGCGGUCGCGUUGGCGACGUUCUGUCCGAGGAGCUGGAAUAAACGGCUUCAACCCGCGGGGGACGCGAUGGGCAACCUCCUUCUCUUCGUGUUCUUCGCGUCCGCGGGAGCGGCGGGCGGGGCGAUCACGUCGGUGUUCGCGUAUCCCGCGCUCUUCGCGUUCCUGGCGAUCCUGUACGUCGUGCACAUUUCGCUGAUGCUCGCGGUGAGCAAGUGGAAAAGUCUCGGGCUGACGAGGGAGGAGAUUUUGGUAGCGAGCAACGCCAACGUCGGGGGACCGGCGACGGCUGGCGCGCUGGCGGCGGGGAAGAACUGGACGGAGCUCAUCGGACGUUCCUCGGGCUUGGACUGUCCAAGGUAUUCUACGCGUUGA